AUGGACUUGCAGUUCGUGCCGGAGGUCAAGAAGGCCUUGCUCGCAACUGUGCCUGGAGGUCUGCGACAGGCAGAUCAGGAGGUGCUACGCAGCUACUACAAGCUGCCGCGUGCAGCACUGCACGGGCUUGUGGUUUCUGCCGAGCAGGAGAUGUCUGUUCUAGGCGAAUCUUACGUGGACCCUCGGUUGGGGCCCUUUGCCGGCAUGGAACCACAAGAAACAGUAAGCCUGUUUAUGCACUGCUUAGCAUCCGGCACGGUCGCGAUCCAUGCCAUGGCGACAAUACCCUUUGCCGGAAACUCCCAGGAUGAAGACGAAGCGCAGCUGCUUUUGCAGCUAGAAUCUGGGAAUCAGGCAGACCGAAUCCAAGCAUCCCGCCGGUGGCACAUACCACUGGCUUUGGUCGUCCUACUGCUCUUUGGGUCAGUUGCAUGGUUCCGGCACGCUCCUCUGGCCUUCGGCGAAGCCAAGGGCCAGGACCGACCUGUGAUUCAGGAAUUUUCGAGCGGUGUCAGCGACUACGAUCAGAUGCCAGCAAGUGAUGGUGCCAGCGACUACGACCCAUGGUCAGAUGCGACUUGGGAGCAGGAUCAGAGGGGCGAAGUUGUCACGCGUCCGGGACACCAGUCUGCAUACCGCGGGUACGGCGACGCGGACGAAGACUGGGAUGGUUCUUUCGCAUCAGACGGAGACGGUGACUGGGCGGAUACAUCUACCUCCGCAUCAGACGGAGACCGUGACCGCGCGGAUACAUCUACCUCGGAGAGAGGUCGAGACACUGCAGGCACAGAUGACACAUCGCAAGACCAAGAUUCUGACGGAGAUGGGAUGGAGGGAGACAUCUCUUGGGAAUAUUGGAAUCGCUCACACCACCAAGAGGAAAGUACAACGACUCCUGCGACUGCAACGACCACUCAUGUGACUGUACCUCCAUCUGGCCCUCUGCCUGCCACACAUACAUACUCCAACAACUAUGCAUCAGACAACCCCUUGGGAAUCGAGAUGUCCAGAGCCGGCCGAGACAUGAGCUACUUCCUGAUCCUUGGUGACUGGGGCAAAGCUGGCGGCCCUGGCAGCUGCCAGAAGGCCGUGGCAGCCCAACUGCGAGCCUACGCCGAGAAGCAGGCGUUGGGAUCGAAGAAGCUGCUGUUCAUUGCGUCAGUCGGGGACAACUUCUAUUGGACUGGGGCAACUCCAGAGGCUUGGGACGCCGUAUGGUCCCAGCCCUACGGCAUUCAAGAUCCUAACUCACCAGUUUACCAAGUUCCGUGGCUUUCUGUGUAUGGGAAUCAUGACUAUGGAAACCAUGAUCCAUAUGCUUUCUGCCCGCACAAAGACGAAUCAGCUCAGAGAACUGUCAUCAAUGGACAGGCAUAUGCAAGCCACCAGCUGAACUUUGACAAGAAUCCGAGCCGCCCUUGGGGCACCGAGAUGUAUUGGCUUCCAGAUUACAACUAUCACUACGCCAUCCCGAGUGAUGCCCACGCAGAUGUGGAGGUCAUAGCGGUGGACACCUCCGCUCGCCUCAACCCCGAAGAUGUCGGCGGGAACCCACGAGGCCGAGCCUCGGCCGAUGCGCUUUGCGGUGGUCGCGCUGUGGCCCAAACCUUCCUCAACAAGACCUACGAAGCCGGUCGUCGGCUGGUAAUCGAACGGGCGAAGAAGAACAAAGCUGGGACGGUUCUGAUCAUCCAGCACUACCCUCACUUCUGCCCGAGGGAUCUUUUCGAAGACUCUCUCCCAGCUUCACGCAAGGGCAAGGUCAAAGUGCUCUGUGCAUAUGGACAUGUCCAUGACCAGAAGUGUGACAAGAAGGACGAAUCUGGCAUGUGUCUUGACAUUCUGUCCGGUGGCGGAGGCGGCUGCUGUGCCCCCUUGAUAAAUCGGGCGGGCUUCGCAGCAGUGCAUCUGGAUUCGGGCAGUGGCGUGGCUGCCGUGGAUGUCGAAUCUCCGGAAGUGCGCCUGCCAGAGGGCAGUUGCGCAUGGUAG
This is a messenger RNA of Symbiodinium necroappetens, 1989 nucleotides long. The record is from the annotation of a GenBank genome assembly. Lineage: Eukaryota; Dinophyceae; Suessiales; Symbiodiniaceae.